Gloeophyllum trabeum ATCC 11539 is the source of this 605-nucleotide messenger RNA. RefSeq lists its product as uncharacterized. The record is from RefSeq and is a predicted model, not a curated record. The transcript has a single exon. Bases 64 to 417 code for a protein of 117 amino acids. Lineage: Eukaryota; Fungi; Basidiomycota; Agaricomycetes; Gloeophyllales; Gloeophyllaceae.
GCCAGUCCAACUCGUUCAGGGACGAAGCGCAGUAGCAGUGAGGGCUCGGGUAAAGAGAAUAGUAUGGUGUCGGGGCCGCCGAAGUCUCCUGUGGGCGGCAUGAAGAGCAAGAGCAAAACUCGGACUGUUACGGAGAAGACAUACCUCAAGAACUUCUAUGCUCGGAAGAAGGUCACGAAAGCAAGUAGCAUGUCAAGUGAUGAUGGCGGGGCUUCCAAGAGGAUCAAGCGGGAGGACAAGAUGGACAAAGUCCUGACAUUCUUAGAGGAGGAACGUGCAGAAAGGCAGGCAUUUCAGUCUAAGGUCCUUUCGCAGAUUGAGCGGGGUAAUGAAUUGUAUGCACGGGAGGCUCAAGAUAAUCAUAACUUUCGUCAGGACUUUCUUGCCCUCAUGCGGGCGGUGAUAGAGAAACAUUAGCUAUAUUAUCUUCCAAUAAUCUUUUUGUAUUUUAACCCAUGUAGUAUAGUUUACAUUCAUGUAUAUAAUCAUACCUAGUCAUGGAAGUAAUCAUUAAGUUCUGGUGGCAUACAAUCAAAGUAUUGUGAUACUUGGUUUGGUCGAAGACAGUUAAGUCCAUUGGUAAGAAGGACACCCACCCUGUAGUA